Hemibagrus wyckioides is the source of this 4590-nucleotide messenger RNA. RefSeq names its product adrenoceptor alpha 1Aa (gene adra1aa). The record is from RefSeq and is a predicted model, not a curated record. Gene Ontology annotation, biological process: positive regulation of cytosolic calcium ion concentration; cell-cell signaling; phospholipase C-activating G protein-coupled receptor signaling pathway. Gene Ontology annotation, molecular function: alpha1-adrenergic receptor activity. NCBI's taxonomy places the organism in Eukaryota, Metazoa, Chordata, Actinopteri, Siluriformes, Bagridae. The transcript is spliced from 4 exons. Bases 1101 to 2522 code for a protein of 473 amino acids. Gene Ontology annotation, cellular component: membrane.
UGAUAACGUCUAUCUAUACUUAUUGUUUUGUGAUCAGAUGAUCAGUUAAAGAGAUAAACGUGAACUCUUUUUUCCUGCGCGAGGAAUCUUUCAUGCUUUAAUGAUCAUUUGGUAUGAUGAACCUGUGACACUAUGAUUCACAUGUAGCAUACAGUUGCAGAUAUAGCCCACGUACUUAAAAAUAAAAAAAUCUGUUUUAACAUGUUAAGAUGGUUGAUGGACUGUUUAACCUAUGUCCGAUUUUCUUUUUCAUAACAAUCGAUCAGGGCAGGUAAAAUAAGCUAUAGCAAUGGUUUGUUAAUUAAUUUAAGGUUCAUCAUGCACCUAACGAAUUAUAACACAUACAAAUUGGUUGACAUAAUCAUGUGAUAUUCAUGACAUUGGUUCACAUUCGUUUAAAUAUUCGAUAGUUUCUGGUUUGUAAGAAAACAAUUUAUACGCUGCCAAUGUAAUUUUCUGUGAUCACUCAGAUAUUUCACUCCGUCUCACUCAAGACAUGUAUGCCUUUGCCGUUCAGGAGUUUGAAAUGGACACACGUCUUAUUAAGACUAUUUUUAAUCCAUUCCUCGAAUAAUCUCACGAAAUCUUCUUUUGAUCCAAUCUAAACACACGGACACCAUGAAAAUAACGGACCUUGGCAUUAACGCCAGACAGUGCAUUAGAGAAAGAGGCGUUCUCUUGCUAUAGUAAGCCUAUUGGCUUGGGUCACUGCCAAAUCCUCAUACACCCGAACUAAAUACUGUGUUAAAACAAGAACAAGACCUGAACAAGACAGCUUUCCGCAUCAAAAACUGGAGGAUCAACACCUGGCAUAAGUUCUAUCACAGAAUAUCUGUGCCUUAUACUGGAGCCAGGCCAAAUUCAGGGAGACUGAAAAAUGACCUGCCCAUUGUCCAAAAAUAGCUGCCUGAAAAGUUCCUGCAAAAGGUUUAUUAUGCAAGACUGUCAGCUGGAGUUCAAAAUGUAAAUGCACUGAUGCCCUUGGACUGCAGUUAGCUCAGCAUCUGACAUUUAAAAUCAUGUUGCGGACCCAUGAAAGAAAUGCAGCGAUAAGACAAAGUGAAUGAGUGAAGUGGGCCUAUUCAUCAGACCAUCACCAAAUGUCCCAGUAUCAUAAACAGGUAAUUUUUGUUGCAGAGAAUAUGACUCCACGGAUUCAGAACUGCUCAAACUGUAGCCAAGCCCUGAUCAUGGAACUGAACAUCACAAAGGCUAUUGUACUAAGCUUUGUGCUGUCUAUUUUUGUUAUAUUUGGAGUACUGGGCAACAUCUUGGUCAUCCUUUCUGUGGCUUGUCACCGCAGCCUUCGGACGGUCACACAUUAUUUUAUUGUAAACCUGGCAGUGGCUGACCUCCUGCUGAGCUCCACUGUGCUUCCAUUCUCUGCCAUUUUUGAGAUGUUGGGCCACUGGGUGUUCGGCAGGGCUUUCUGUGAUGUCUGGGCUGCCAUGGAUGUGCUUUGCUGCACAGCAUCUAUAAUGAGCCUGUGUGUUAUCUCUGUGGACCGCUACAUUGGGGUUAGUUACCCACUGCGCUACCCAGCCAUUGUGACUGAGAAGCGGGCGUUGUUGGCACUUAUGGGAAUUUGGGCUCUAUCCAUUACUAUUUCUAUUGGACCAUUAUUUGGCUGGAAAGAGCCAGCACCAGAGAAUGAAUAUGUGUGUAAAAUCACAGAGGAACCUGGCUACGCCAUUUUUUCUGCAGUGGGCUCUUUCUACCUCCCCCUAGUGGUUAUACUGGUUAUGUACUGUCGUGUAUAUGUGGUGGCCCGCAGGGAGACAUACAGCCUUAGGAAAGGUCACAAAACGGAGAAGGCACACCAUGCAGAGGCAGUAACGUUGCGGAUACACAGAGGCAACACCACUGUGGUGGAGGAGGAAACACUGAGGAGUCGGACUCACUUCACAAUCCGCCUACUUAAAUUCUCCAGGGAGAAAAAGGCUGCAAAGACCCUGGGCAUUGUGGUGGGGUGUUUUGUUCUCUGCUGGCUGCCAUUCUUCCUGGUUCUGCCUAUUGGAUCCAUCUUCCCGGCUUACCGGCCCUCAGACACGGUCUUCAAAAUCACCUUCUGGCUUGGGUACUUCAACAGCUGUAUCAACCCAAUCAUCUACCCCUGCUCUAGUCAGGAGUUUAAGAAAGCCUUUCUGAGUGUGCUUGGUGUUCACUGUUUGCGCCGCAGCAUCAGACCCACAUACCCACUGUGCCAGGGCCAUGCUGCCAGCCACACACAGUCACAUCUGCUCUCAUUGGGCUCCGAGAGCCGCAGCGAGCCAUCACAUCUCAGCCCGUCGUCCUCUGUGGUCCUUUCCUGUACUCCCUCAUCUUCCCCAGUAGGGGGGUUGGGAGUCAGUGCUGGGGUCAGUGCUGGGGCGAAAGUAGCAGGGGUGUGCAGCAAGAACCUGCUGAGGACGUGUUGUUGUGCUGGGGACUACCCAGCACGUACACAGCCUCCUGCAUGCCAUUCUCUGCCUGUUAUUAAGAUUCAUCAACUUUCUCUUUGUGAGAAUGGCGAAGCAGUAUGAGCAACAGAAGCAAAACACUGUUUCAUAUAAAACCAUAUGACUCUGAGGUAUAUCCAGAUCGUUGUCAAAAAAUAGAGACAAAUUAAAGGAGACAGUGAUGUGCAGUGUUGCACUGUGCCGAUUGAAAACAUGCUGUGUAGUGAAGGGAAGGGUUACCCUUAGUCAAUUUGAUUGAUAAACUGUACACAUUUGCACAGAAAGAAAAUACUUACUUUUGUUUUAAUGUUGAAAUUUGUCUUAAAAAUGAACUGUUUUAAUUUUAAAAGGUUAUAUAUUUUCCACUGGACCUGACUAUAUGGAGUAUGCUUUAAUGAUGUGGUGUUUAAUACCUUACCUCAAUUCACUUUUCAUUAGAUGCACAAAUUCAUAUGAUGUAUGUUGGUAAUAUAUACAAAUGGCAGUAAUAUAUAUAAAUACAAAUCUUGUGGCCAAUGAAAUGCUUUUUUUUUUUCAGAAACCCAGUUAACAAGAUUCCAAUAAUCAGAGAUUGGGAUAUGUGGAAUACCUGAAAUAUGCUCCAGUUUUAUGUGUAUGUUUGGUCCUUAACAAGAAAAAAUUGCUAAGUAGUGUUUUAAGGAAGAGUCCAAAUUUUAAGACUCAUGUAAAAUGCUUGAUGAAACAAGAUGAAAUUGGGCAUGCAUUUUAGCCCUGAUUGUUAUUCAGUUUAUUUAUUUGUGUAGCGCUUUUUAACAACGCACAUUGUGGCUUUACAGGAAUGUAAAUGGAUUGCAUAUGUGAAAAUGUGCAAAACUGUUAACACAGACACACACAAAAGAAAAACAUGCAAGUUGACUUGAGGAAACUAGCAAGUCUUACAAUCUGGAGUAUUUGCAUUUGAGGCCCAAAAUUCAAGGUAGUUCCAAGAUUAUACCAUUAUACCAGUAUAAGAUUAUUCCAUAUUUCAGGGCAGCUCAACAUCCACUGAGAAUGAAUGACGUGCAGACAAUGAGUCUGUCACUUGUUUAUAUGCAUUUGUGUGUUUGUGUAUGCGCGCAUCUGUUUCUAUUAAGAAAUAUGAAAAAUUCUUAUCAUCAAAACAAAAAAAAACAUUAAGGGUUGUUGCUCUUAAAAGUGCUGUCUGAAGGUCCUUUCAUGAAGCUGCUAACUAAACAUUAGCUUUUAAGAACAAAACAAUCUAAAAACUGUAAAUUAUAAAGAGAUAGAUUGAACCUAAUUGGCUGAGCUGCAUUUGAAGCUCUUGUAAUAUCAGUGAAUGCAUUCAAUUCAGAUUGUGCCAGGUUUUUAAACCAAUAAAACUGUUAUACUCCAGCCAUUGUUUAUUGUUUAUUGCUUACAGAAUGCCCUGAUCUUUGUCCAUUAUUUUGCUUAACUACCAAACUAUUCUGUUAACACACUACAAUGCGUGGCAGAAUUGAUUAUUGUGAAUAUUAUUAAUAAUAAAAUAUAUUAUUGUUAUUUAAAAAAACAGUGGAAUUUUUGUUGCGAUUUGUGUCCACUCCCUCUUUCCUUCUUUAUUUGUAUCAUUGUAAGCAAAUAGAUUUUCCUAGAAAAAUCACAUUUUUAAAUGUAAAUGUUAAAGAAAGUAAAGGGAUGACUGGAAUCUUUGUCAUUUUGUGUAACAUACCUCAUAUUGUCACCUUUUGUGCUAGCUGCAGCUAGCCACCACUCACUGUAUGUAAUUUUUGGUUGAAGGUGCUGGAGAAUUAAUGUGAAAUGAAAUACACUUUCUGCUUUCAGAUUUAGAAUAAUGAUGUUAUGCCAGUUGUGCAACUUGUUUGGCCAGCCCUUUCUCAAAUGUGCCCAUCAACUAUCAUUAGGUUGCUAGCAAUUCAAGAGAUCGGUAUAUUUUAAUAAAUAGAAUUUUUCGUAUAGACUGUGGCACUGGACUAUUUGGUUCAUUUCAUCCCUCCUAACCACCAUGGUGGUAUUUAAAACAUCAUAUCCUAUGGUGUAUGUGCACACUAUGCCAACAUGUCCUGAAAUGACAGUGACAAUUUUUUUUUUGCUAUAAUUACCUUCUGCACUGUCACUUUGACACAUUUUCUUUACUAGACAAAGCUAGCAUGCAGCUUUCAAAGUUAUUCUAUGCAGUUUUUGUGUUGUGUAU